UGUUUCCUCUGUGCAAGCUUUCAUGGCGGCAUUUGCUGGCUUCAUCAUAACUUCCUCCUGCAAGCAUGUGAUGAAAGACAGGCAUUGGAUUUCCACAGACUACGUGGUGUUUGCCGUACCAUACAUGGCUUAUGACAUUUAUGCCAUGUACCUGUGUCACUGGUUCAAGCACAAGGCAAAACACAGCAACGGGUUGAAGACUUCAUCAACCAACAUUGUGAUAGACUUUCUGAAGAAAAAUUUCUUGAUUGUGCUACAUCAUCUCACGCUGUUACUCGUCUGCUUCCCCAUUGUUGUGGUGAGAUUUCAUCAUUCCACUCCAUUGUAAACAGAGAGUCUUGUCGGUCAUAUUUCCUGUGUCACACUGCAGAAUGGUACAAGUGUGAAAGGGCAUGACGUAUGUUUUUCUACAUUCUGGGCCAAGAAUCAGAAAUUUAUAAGCAUACUCCAAACUGCAAAUUUUGCACCCCCAAACACCCUAUAGCCCAAUCAACAGCACCUUCCAAACCAGUGACCUCUACCAACUAGAAGGACAAGGGCAGCACAUCAAUGGGAAAUCCACUACCUACAAGUUUGCCUCCUAGUCACUGGCUAUAAUCCUGAAAAAGACCCCUUUAUUCCCAUUCUCUGCCUUCUGCCAGUCAGCCAAUCCAUGCCAGUACCUUGUCCCUAACAUAGUUUUUUCUGACCUUUUUAGCAGCCUCCUUUGUAGCACCUUGUCAGUGGCCUUCUGGAAAUCCAAAUAGAUCAUGUCCACUGGCUCUCCUUUGUUUAAUUUGCUCAUUACCUCCCUAAAGAAUUCUAACAGAUUUGUUAGGCACGACCUCCCCUUGAUGAAACUGUGCUGACUUAGCCCUGUUUUAUCAUGUAUUACCAGGUACUCCACAAUCUCAUUCUUAACGAUAGUCUCUCUUCUUGUGUUUCCUUUUGUUUGUUUGGGACAUUUUCUCGAAUACCACAGACAAGCUACUUAUUGUGUGUAAAAAUUAGGGGGUGCGUUCCUCAGAUUUGCUCAGAUAUCAAGACACUAAACAAAACAAUAAUUUUCACUGUAACUCAGAACAAGUGACAACAAGUAAUCAAACUUGAACUCAAAACCAGGAAUUGCUGGAAAAACUCAGCAGGUCUGGCAGCAGCUGUGCAGAGAAAGCAGAGUUAACAUUUUGGGUCAAAUGACCCUAUCAUCAGAACUUGACACUAGCUAGAAAAAGGUUGGUAUAUGUGCUGAAGAUAGGGUGGGGGACAGGA
Messenger RNA from Rhincodon typus (whale shark), 1248 nucleotides. Its product is annotated as ceramide synthase-like. Bases 23 to 328 code for a protein of 101 amino acids. Lineage: Eukaryota; Metazoa; Chordata; Chondrichthyes; Orectolobiformes; Rhincodontidae. The transcript is spliced from 2 exons. Gene Ontology annotation, cellular component: membrane. The record is from RefSeq and is a predicted model, not a curated record.